CGCAGGACACUGAAACCGCAGGCCUGUGUAGGGAGCGGGAGCACGAGUCAAGGCGGCCUCGUUAUUCACAGCGCAGACAGGCUAUCUGCCAAGAAGGGCGCUGUUAACGCUGCGCAAGAUGAAGGCUUCACUCCUAUGCUUUCUGGUAAUAUUUCUGGUUUUUGCGAGCGCACAAUAUCGUCCGUUGUUUCGCCCGCCUCGUCCACAAAGACCUUCCCUCUGCGCCUGGCCAGAGGACUACCGGGUCUGGACACUCAAAUGCAUGUAUGGCCGCGUUGAACGCGAAGUGAAGCAGCUCAUGAACUUCAUUCUCAAGAAACAAAGGUGGAGUGUUGAAGAGUUGUCACGGGCAUUGUGCAAUCCGUACGAGGUGUUCAAGCUCAGGUUGUACUUCAAGAAAAGGGCGGAUCAGAAACUUCUGAGAGAAGCCACUGUUGAAGCGGACAAGUGCCUUCGCUACCUUCUCAAGAAUACAAAUAACGCUUGAGGGUUAUAAGAAAAAGAAACCAUUAAACACAAUAUUCGAAACCAUGA
Dermacentor silvarum is the source of this 534-nucleotide messenger RNA. RefSeq lists its product as uncharacterized. The record is from RefSeq and is a predicted model, not a curated record. The coding region runs from base 119 to 487 and encodes 122 amino acids. Lineage: Eukaryota; Metazoa; Arthropoda; Arachnida; Ixodida; Ixodidae. The transcript is spliced from 5 exons.